Molecule: messenger RNA, 1685 nt
Organism: Penaeus monodon (black tiger shrimp)
Lineage: Eukaryota; Metazoa; Arthropoda; Malacostraca; Decapoda; Penaeidae
Product: lysophospholipase-like protein 1
Exons: 5
Coding region: 198-893 (231 amino acids)
Biological process (GO): protein depalmitoylation
Cellular component (GO): cytoplasm
Molecular function (GO): carboxylic ester hydrolase activity; palmitoyl-(protein) hydrolase activity
Source: RefSeq, a predicted model, not a curated record
CGUGUUUUAUGCCCAGGCACGUCUUCAGGGUCACGGCAGUGAAGGGCGAGAUACCCUUCCUAUCGAGCUGUAUAUUAAAUUUUCAUCCACACUUCAAUAUACUGAAAUAAAUGACAUAGAAAAUAAUUAAGUUUAAAGAUAACAACUCAACUCCUCCUAAAGUGUAUUGAAAUAUAACUAUUCCCAGUUAAUUAGCAAUGUCCUAUAAUAUCACAGAAGUCACAGUAGUGCCUCAGAAGGGUUUAAGACACACGGCUACACUUAUUUUUAUGCAUGGCUCGGGGUGGAAUGGAGUACUAUCCAAGAACGAUUUGGAAAUGGUUUUCGGACAGGAAUUCUCUUUUCCACACAUUCGGGUUGUAUACCCAACGUCUCCAGAAAGACCCUAUACACCAUGCAAUGGAAUGUUACAGCGUGUCUGGUUUGACAGGCAGGCAGUGGACAUCAGUGCCCCAGAGGAUGUUUCUUCCAUCAGACCCAUGGCAGAAGAACUCAAUAAACUGAUAGACAAGGAAAUCAGUCUGGGAAUUGAUGUUAAAAGAAUUGUCGUUGGAGGCUUUUCAAUGGGAUCCAGUAUGGCUCUGCAAAUGGGCUAUUGUUUCCGACCUGACGUUGGAGGAAUUGUUGCUCUUUCUUCAUUCCUUAACCAGGCAAGCAAUGUUUAUAAGGUCCUGGAGUCAGUGCCAGAAGCAGAACGUCCCCCCUUGUUCAUGUGCCACGGAGACAAUGAUAAAGUCGUUCCCUGUGCUUGGGGUGAGUGUACCUUUGCACAGCUACAGCAAAGAGGAGUCAAGGGAGAGUUCCAUUCAUUUCCAGGAUUGAAUCACAGUCUUUGUAAAAGGGAAGUUGAGUUAAUGAAGAAAUGGUUGGUGGAUUUAUUACCUGGUGUGUGAUUACUGACUGGACACACACACACACACACACACACACACACACACACACACACACACACACACACACACACACACACACACACACACACACACACACACACACACACACACACACACACACACACACACACACACACACACACACACACACACACACACACACACACACACACACACACACGUACUUUAAAAAUGUAUCUGUUUAAGUUAAGACCAUACAUAACAUAGCUUUAAACUAUCAAUAUAAUUUCACAAAACCGCAAUUGUUUAUAAAAGGUAGAUUUACAGUUCACCAAAGCAUACCUUAUACAGCCAAAUAUUUGUUCAUUAUAUUUUUUGUUAUGUUUAAUAAACCAUAUGUAGCCCAAUAAAUUGAUUCCUUAUUAAUCUAAGCACCCAAAUGGCUUGUCUGCAUUUAGAAUUCAUUGCUGUUAAACCCUUCGACUGUGUUUGUAGUCUUCAGCAUAUUUUUAGGUUGCAUAUGUAGUUAUAAGUAGUUACUGUAAAAUUCAAUAUAAUAUAUUUCUCAUAGUAUAUAUUGACUAUGCAUAUUUUGUUAAAUGAUGCAUCAUAUGUAUUGAUUAAUAUCCUAUUAAAGUAGUCAUACAAAUGGAUAUAUUAGCUUGUAUGUGGUUACUGAUUGGGAUACACACAGUUCAUUGUUAAUCCUUCAGGGUUAAUAGUAUUAAAUGCAUGUGUAGACUGCAUAUAUUAUGUAGUUAUGAUUCACAUAAUUUGUGCUAAUAUAUAUCCUUCUGACUGAUAAUAAAAUUUGUGUAUUUUCAAAAUAUU